AUGUUAUUAGAACCACAUGUCGAAGAAGCCUUCAGUAACUAUAGAUUCAAGCACAUAAAUCACCAAAAUUUUAGCUUCUUCAGAAGUACGGAUGCGCAACGUUGGUCGUUUUAUUCUUAUUAUAUUUCUAUAAUAUACUCUAGUAAACCGCCGAUAACCUUUGGCGAGUGCAUUAGCAGGUGGACAGCAAGCCUUAGGGGUAUAAAAAAACAUCGCUCUACCCCGAAAACGAUUGUAAAUUUCGUGGAAAUGCUGUUAGAAUUUAACAAGUCCAAGGAAUUUAGCAUCCUGCGAAAAGCUUGUGAGCAACGGUUCGGAGCUCAUCUUAUGGCGUCCAUUUCGAGUGCCACAGUGGCGUUGAGUGAGUUUGUCCAAGGCAACAACAGACAGGCAGCUGAAAUAGCGGCCAGUCUAAGACAGGAGGAAAACAACGAAGAAGAAAGAAUGCCACCACUCGAAGUUGAUUAUACUAUAAGUUCAGAUCUUUCAUCCAAAGAUGAUUAUACUACGGAUUUGGAUUCUUUAUCACCCGAAGACGAGUAUAUUACAGACUUGGAUUCUCCAUCGCCUGAAGACGAUUAUAUUACAGAGUCGGAUUCUGGAAAAUCUUCCCAGGUGUUGACGGCAAUGAAAAAAGAGAUAGAGUUCAUAUACCGAAAAAUGGAAACCCAAUCAAAAUGGCGCUUAUCUACAGGCAAAUAUGUCGAAGAUUCGUUAUUUGAUUUUGGAAUGGUCGCGAACUAUGAACAUCUCGCUCACUCGUUCAUUAUCGACCCGGACGAUGAAACGUACAAUUCAAUAUUUACCGAAAAGGAGCUCGAUGAAAUUCGGUCUUACAACAGUAAAGAAUUUCCUGAAGUACCAGAUGGUCUUAUCGAGUAUCUAUUGAAAUAUGACAAAGAUUCGUUAGAGGAGCUGAGGGAAGUCCUAGCGGAAAAAGAAUCCUGGGAAGGAAAAUACUAUGACAAAAGCAUCCAUUUUGACUUUGAAUGGAUAAAAAGAUCAAUGCAUAAUCUAAUAAACGAAUAUGAUAACGACAAUUUAAAAUCUGGUCGACACGAGAAUUGGUAUCUCGUUCAUUUCUGGAGUUUAAUUGACAAUUCACUGUCGGAUUUGAAUAAUGUUUAUAUUGCUCGUGGUGAAGUAUGUAGUAACGCAAGCGCUAAUAGAAAGAACCGUCACCGAAUGUCACAAGGAAUCACUCGCUUGAAAAGAAAAGAACUUGGACGCAGAAAUGACCUAAUUAUUAGGAAAAAUAAGCGAGAAUAUGGAUGCUCAGAGGCCGGAAGAUGCUUUAAAGGAGAAAACGACACAAAAAUUUUAAAGGAAAGGGGCCUUAAGUGUCCUAAAGUUAUGAAAGACAUGUUUGUCGAUCUUGCUAAUACAGCCGAAUGGAAUACCGAAAUAGUAAGACAAAUAGAAGUAGUUGGCUGGAUCCAUGCCGAACUAAUGAUGAUGCUAAUGCGACUUGAUAAUCCAAGCGGCUAUAUAUGUCGCAUUACAAGAACACCAUUACAUCAAAUAGCUGAAGAAGAAGUGGGCAAAGGAUCAUCUGCAGUCAUAACACGAAUUUAUGAUUGUUGCGAAACACCUAAAUGGAAAAAAAAGAAAAAUUGA
Molecule: messenger RNA, 1617 nt
Organism: Funneliformis caledonium
Lineage: Eukaryota; Fungi; Glomeromycota; Glomeromycetes; Glomerales; Glomeraceae
Source: the annotation of a GenBank genome assembly